AUGCGUUUGGCAUUACGACAGAUUCGUGUUAUGAACAGAUCGUUGGAACAAAAUGUGCUUGAAACAAGGAUGUCUAUGCGACAUCAGCGGAUGCUCUUCUGCAACAUGAAGUGGACUGAUGUUAAACUACUACGUUUGGCCUCUAGUAAUAGCAGAAAUGUUGCAAAUGUGCGUGAAGUUUUCCGGAUCAAACGAGUAAAAAUUGAGAGUCAGCAUUCUCAAAAUGGCGAUGACACAUCGAAUAGUUGCCUUCUGCUCGAAGUGCAUAAUUCAGGUCAACCCUCCCAGCAAGGAACAUCAUCACUUCGAGUACCACUGAUCUGGUUACGGGAUCACAGUCGUGAUUCAAGCUCUUUUGAUCGAUCAACUAACCAACCAUCGAUCCAUCUGGAACUUGUUUGUAUGCAUUGUUCGUCAGUCCUCCUGGAACAGAGCGAUGAGAUCAUUGGUGACGGAGCUAUCGCUCUAUCACUUCANGCAAAGUCAAACUUCAGAAUGUCUGAAUUUGUUUCGUUGUUUGUGCAAUACGGUAUUGUAAUGAUUUCUGGUGUUGAUCCAGUCAAUCCUGAGGCUACACGACGGCUUUGCGAAACGAUUGCUCCAUUGCACAACACUUUUUACGGAGAUUUUUGGACAUUCGGCAAUGAGGAUGAUAACGAAUCGAAAACCACUAAGAGUAAUGAUGAUGAACAGCAAUACGAAGAUACGGCUUAUGGCAAUGAAGAGAUAGGACCGCAUACCGAUGGUACAUAUUUUGAUGCGACUCCUGGAAUUCAAGUACAUCUCACUUCGCAAUUUUUUUCCUCUCGCUUUUCCAACUCAAAUUACUCUUCUAAACAAGCUGAUGUUAAGAUCAAUGUUCUGUAUAAAAACGAUUAUUGCAAAAUUAACAUAGAAUUUCUCUGUCAGACUUUCAAAAGGUCCUACGAAUAG
Messenger RNA from Anisakis simplex (herring worm), 933 nucleotides. Lineage: Eukaryota; Metazoa; Nematoda; Chromadorea; Rhabditida; Anisakidae. The record is from the annotation of a GenBank genome assembly.